Messenger RNA from Branchiostoma belcheri (Belcher's lancelet), 2206 nucleotides. RefSeq names its product cytosolic carboxypeptidase 6-like. Gene Ontology annotation, biological process: proteolysis. NCBI's taxonomy places the organism in Eukaryota, Metazoa, Chordata, Leptocardii, Amphioxiformes, Branchiostomatidae. The record is from RefSeq and is a predicted model, not a curated record. Gene Ontology annotation, molecular function: zinc ion binding; metallocarboxypeptidase activity.
CCAACUGGUUCUGGGAUACAAGAUGGCCGACAAGAAAGACUCAGGAAGUGAUGACUGUUCUGAGGACGCCGUGGUGGGAAAUGUUAACAAGUUCUGUGUGGUGCCGCCGGGGUACAACUCCCAGCCACGCAGGGGACACCUCAUCUUCGACGCCUGCUUCGAAAGCGGUAACCUGGGCAGAGUGGACUACAUCACAGAGUUUGAGUAUGACUUGUUCAUCCGACCUGACACCUGUAACCCUCGCUUCAGGGUCUGGUUCAACUUCACCGUGGAAAAUGUCAUGGUCGGACAGAGGGUGAUCUUCAACAUUGUGAACUUCAGCAAGACCAAGAGCCUGUACAGAGAAGGGAUGUCACCACUGGUCAAAUCUACCAGCAGGCCGAGAUGGCAAAGGGUGCCGCCAAAGAACGUGUACUACUACCGCUGUCCGGACCACCGCAAGAACUACGUCAUGUCGUUUGCCUUCUGUUUCGACCGUGAAGACGACGUGUAUCAAUUCUCGUACUGCUUCCCGUACACGUACACACGACUGCAGAGCUACCUGGAGGCCAUCGAGAAGAAGAACCUGGACUACUUCAACAGGGAACUACUGUGCCUUACUGUGCAACAAAGAAGACUGGACCUUCUCACCAUCACUGCACCUGAAAACUUGGAUCCAGAUGAGAACCAAAGAGUUGUAUUUGUGACGGCGCGUGUGCACCCUGGAGAGACGCCUGCGUCUUUUGUUUGCCAAGGUUGGAUAGACUUCUUGGUGAGCCAACACCCCAUAGCUCGAGUCCUUCGACAGCACCUUGUGUUCAAGAUCGUCCCUAUGCUCAACCCCGACGGUGUGUACUUGGGAAACUACAGGUGUUCGUUGAUGGGUUUUGACCUGAACCGGCACUGGCAGGACCCCUCGCCCUGGGCUCACCCAACUCUCCAGGCAACCAAACAACUACUCAUGGACCUGAACGGAGAUGAGAAAGUGGACCUUGACUUCUACAUCGACAUCCACGCCCACUCCACCCUGAUGAACGGCUUCAUGUACGGGAACGUGUACGACGAAGAGGACCGCUUCGAGCAGCAGAUGGUCUUCCCUAGGUUACUAGCAACCAACGCAGAAGACUUCUCCUUGGCUAACACCAAUUUCAACAGAGACGCUGUCAAGGCAGGGACAGGCAGGAGAUUCCUAGGUGGCGCUCUUGAUGACAACUGUUCCUGUUACACCCUGGAGGUCUCCUUCUUCAGCUACCUCACCAACUCCUCCAGUGUGCCAGUACCCUACACAGAGGAAGCCUACAUGAAGCUUGGCAGGAACGUUGCCAGGACUUUCCUGGACUUCUACAAACUGGAGCAUCUCAUCAACCCCAAACCCACCCCCGGGCCUCAGUACCCACGUGGGCAGCGCAACUCGUCCGGUCGGGGUAAGGACCGUGAUCGUGAGCGGGGGCGGGACAGUCGGGGGUCCCGAGCAGCGUCGUCCCAGCAGGAAGUGGGCAGCUACGCCGGCAGCGCCAGCGGCAGCAGUCUGGACGCCAUGCCGGUCCACUUCAAAAUGCACCACAGGGACGGCAAGAAGAGAUAGACAAUCCACACAACACCAUAGAGUAUAUUUUUGAUGACUUUUACUUGCCUUAAGUUUGUAGUAGCCUGGAAUGCAUCCUGUUGUAGCUUUGGUUAAUGCCAUUUCUUCUCAACAUUUGCUUCUCAAGUUCAAGUUUACUAAGAGCUAGUCAUUAAGAGCUAGUUUUGUACACAGAGAAGUCAGCCUUUAUGUGUAUUCUGGUGUAUUCCAGUAAAUAGGCAGACCAAAACUAUCAAAAGAGCAUGCAAACAGAGCUAGAAUAGGAUAGAUACCAGGCUGCUAUAGUAUUGUAUGAUGUUCUUACACUGUAUCUACUUAAUUUUAAGCUGAACUGCUACAUGACAACACACUGUAUUAUAUAUGAUGUUGUUUUUUUAGUUCAUUUGACCACUGGUUUGUUUUUAACAUAAUUGUAUUAUACAGUAGUUUUUGCAGCCAGGCUUGUACUAUAUUCUGUGAAAGUAAAAUGUUUAUCGUUAUUUGGUUAUGCUGAAAGCAUUGGUGUAUGUUUUAAAAUUAAAGAAUUUGUUGUUUGUUUCUUCCUUAGAAGUUUUUAAAGCAAGGCUAAUGCAAUAAUGCAAGGAUGUUCACGCACUUUGUACAUGUAACAGAAACAGAAUUACAAAAAAAAGGAUAAGCACU